Messenger RNA from Venturia canescens, 4987 nucleotides. RefSeq names its product Purine-rich binding protein-alpha (gene Pur-alpha). Gene Ontology annotation, molecular function: RNA polymerase II transcription regulatory region sequence-specific DNA binding; purine-rich negative regulatory element binding; DNA-binding transcription factor activity, RNA polymerase II-specific. The transcript is spliced from 6 exons. Gene Ontology annotation, cellular component: nucleus. Lineage: Eukaryota; Metazoa; Arthropoda; Insecta; Hymenoptera; Ichneumonidae. The record is from RefSeq and is a predicted model, not a curated record. Gene Ontology annotation, biological process: regulation of transcription by RNA polymerase II. Bases 138 to 1079 code for a protein of 313 amino acids.
GUCACUUCCAGGAAACUUUACCGAGCUCUCUGCCUUUCCUCGAAAUUUGUGCCCAACCGCUCGCUCUCUCGGACACUGUUUUUUUCUCAUUCCGAGUUUUGUGUGCGGCUACACCGUUCGCGCUGGCGCCCUAAGUUAUGCUCGAUCCGGCAGAGGUCGCCUCGUGUUUUCGUCACAACGACGCGAUUACGAACGGAUGGGGUGAUACCAUGGAAACUAUUCAGUACUGGCGACCCGAAGGUCAGCAGGGCCAACAGGGCGAGCAGGAGUUGGCGACGAAAAUGCUCCAAAUUCAGAGCAAGCGAUUCUACCUCGAUGUGAAACAGAACAGGCGGGGAAGAUUUAUCAAAGUAGCCGAGAUCGGAGCAGAUGGCAGGAGAAGUCAAAUAUUCUUGGCUCUCAGUACAGCGUCAGAAUUUCGUGAUCACCUCUCAUCAUUUAGCGAUUAUUAUGCAUCUCUUGGUCCACCGAAUUCGGAGAAUUUGCCGGACGAUGGGAAGCUCAAAUCAGAAAUGAUGGUUAAGGACAACAGACGAUAUUAUCUCGACCUUAAGGAAAAUUCCCGUGGUCGUUUCCUGCGGGUGAGUCACCCUGUUUCCCAAACGAUAACGCGGGGAGGUCCGAGGACGCAGAUUGCGAUACCGGCACAGGGAAUGAUAGAAUUUCGAGAUGCUCUUACGGAUCUUCUCGAAGAAUUCGGCACCGACGACGGCGGCUUCAAGGGCGAUUUGCCCGAAGGUCGCUACAUGCGCGUCGACAACAAGAAUUAUUAUUUCGAUAUUGGUCAGAACAAUCGUGGCAUCUAUAUGAGAAUUUCUGAGGUAAAGACAAACUUUAGAACAGCGAUAACAAUACCGGAAAAGUCAUGGGCGAGAUUCCGGGACAUAUUCGCAGACUAUUGCGACAAGAUGAAAGAAGGGGGUGGUGGAUUGGUGAUGUCGAGUGUCGGUGGGGGUGGAAGUACGAUGAACGAAGGAAAAGGAGGUUCGUCGGUGGUGACGCAGGUAGCUUCACCAACUUCGCAGCAACAGCAGCAGCCUAAUCCCAAUCCGAAUCUAGAAUCAACCUUACUCAAGUGAAAAAGGCUUUAACUUAACUUGAACAUUGGAUUUAUGACCGUAAAACGUUUUCAAUUCGUAAUGCGAACUAAGGGAACUUGUCGGAGUCCGUGUCGUCGUAAAUCGCAACAUUUUCAUCGUAAUCAUCGUCAUAAUAGUCCUCAAUUACGAGGAGCUCGUCAUUAUGAUACUUUUCGUAUUUCGCGUAAUCGACAUUUGUCGCCUCGUCUUCGUCCUCAAACUCACUGGUCGGUCAUCGUCAAUGAAAAAAGCAUGUGUAACAAGCAUCAUCGUCCUCGUGUUCCUGUUAUAUUCUCGAUACGAAAAAUCCGUCGCGUCCUCACGUUUCUCAAUUACAAAUGUCGCUUCAACACCAAUCUUUCAACGAUUUUUCAUUAUUACGACAAAACAAUACGUAUCGAACUAUUAUUACGUAAUCAUCGACCUUGUUGCUUCGUUAUUUCGCCCAGGGAUUUUAUUAUCGAGAUAAUAAGAUGAUGAACCGAUCGAGUUGGGCGGGGACGCGGUUCAAUCUUUCUCCGGUUCCCUCCACCGAAAUUCACAGCAACAUUAUUAUUAUUAUUCGUCAAUAAACUGAUCAACUGAUCAGGUUAAGAGACGAAGCAGGGGAGAUUAAUAUUGGAAAAUAACGAAAUCUAAAAGGAAAAGAAAAAAAGUGAACGCACCAUCGUUCUUUUUUUCCUUUCAUUUUCCAUUUCUUCGGGAUCAAUUUUGCUCAGAAUCCGUAUAUUUUGUUCAUUCAGUAUGUUUGAGCGUGUAAAACACGAUAAAAAUAUUCCUGUAUUUCUUCUAAAAAAAAUUCAUUUCCGUUUUCGAAUAAUUCAUUUUUUCUCUUUUUUUUUCUGUACGUUCGACAUCUCGCAUCAACGGAGUGUCUCUAUUUCUCGUGGGCGAAUAGUCGGGUUAUAGUGAAAAAAGGAUUCCGUUACAAUUGAAUUUGAUCGUUCAGAUUUUAUGGAUAAAAAAUGAAGAUAGUUGUUAUAUUAACGAUUAUGUCGCGUGUAAAAAUGCUGCUCGUCUUGAAAGUUACAUUUUUUUUCGAUUUUACAUGCACGUACACGGACGAACGAAUCUAUAGGGAAACGGAGGGAUGGCAAGGAGGCGAGGAGGAAACAUUGCGCGGACUUGGGGCUUUCAAAAAUUCGUUCGCCCAUUUCGAGUAUCUCCCUUAAGGAAGGAAAAUGACAAACGGAAUAAAAUCAAUCGUCUCGGGUCAAUAUUAAAUUCGUUCUCGCCUUGGAAAAUCGUGACACGAAAAUCACUCGUAAUCGACGUCUAUCGGAAAAUAAACGAAAAAGAUUUUAAAAACGGUGGGGGUGAAGGAGAAAAAAUUGGAUUGGAAAAAGUAAAAUAACGAUAAUAAUAAUGAUAUUGAAAUAAUAUAUAAAUCAUAGGAGAUGAAAAUGCUAGCCGGAUACAAAAACAAAUCUAUAUAAUAUGUACAUUAUAUAAACGACGUUAAUUAUGUGUUGAAUUUUUGCGUUUUUUUCGUGAGAAUAAAACGCACGAGAGGUGCCCCGAUGAUCAUCAUCCCCGUAUUCAAAAUGAUAUAAAAGUAAACGAGAAAAAAAAUGAAUUAAAAUAAAGAUACAACACUUUUAUACGGAACAUCGUGACGGUGAAGUUGACAAGAAAAACAAAACGGAAAUGAUACGCAGCAAACCAGAAUAGCGGAAAUAUAUUGGGACCGUGGGAGAGUAGAAAGAAGAAAAAUUCUCAAAAUUACGAAAAUGUUGAUAUGAGUAUUUGAAAAAUAUUGAAGAUCGUGUCGACACGUACCUAAAAAAACGAACAAACCAAAUUUCAAAACGGAAUGACAUUUGAAAACACAUACGGAAAAAAUCUACGAUCGAGCGACGACCGAUUUGAAAAAGAGAAACAGAAAAAAAAACAACAAAAAAUAAUUGCAUAUUAGGUAUGUAAUAUAUGAAUGCAUAUUAGGUAUUUAUAUAGAAUCUAUAUAACUGUAUAAUUGUAACGAAAUGCCAAUGUCCGUGGACCCAACCGAUUGUGCCCGAAAUCGCAGUUUUUUUGUUUCCGCAAUUUUUCUUUUUCUUUCCAGUUAUUUAAAACAAAAAAAAAACAUUCAUUCGAAUUGCUGUUAUCUUAUUAUCGGUGUUUAUUUUUGAUUUUCUUGUGCUCGAUGAAGUCCGAGCAGAUUAAGACGCGGUUGACGCAUUGCGAUUUUUCACUCAAUCGGUUCGGUCCCCUCCCGGGCGCAGGAAGCAAAGUGGGGGGAUAAAGGAAAACAUGAAGGGCAAAAGAAGAAUGCGAGUUAUGUUCGUGACACGGAUGAGAUGAAAUAAAUGAAUAAAAGGAGCGAGCAAAAUCUGAGAAAUAAUGGAAACAACGGAACGAUUGACAUGACGAAAUCGAGAGAGUAAUGAAGAAGCAUUAUGAGACCGAGUCCAAGACGGUUCAAAAACAUACACACACAGCUUCGUGAAUUUUUUUUUCGAGUAAACGAGGAUCUUAAAUACGCUUUUUUUUAUUCUCCAACGUUGCUGUGCUGAUAUCAUCAACCAAUAUAUGUGACGAAAAAGAGAAAAGCAUCGUGGUGAUGAGGGAGAAGUGAAAACUUGUAAAAUCGUUUUGUUUACGUUCUUUCUAUUGAAAAGAAAAAAAAGCGAAGAAUAAAAAAGAAAAACGCAAGUAAUAAUAAUAAUGAUAAAAUAACUAACGCUACAAGAAAAUAAAGUUGAAGACGACAGGACGAGAUGAAAAUUCUCGAAAUUUCGCACUGGUGCGAAAUCAUCGAUUAUAGUAGAGGAGAAAAAAGUGGGUUGAGUUUGAAGCGAUUAUAUUAUAUGCAUAAAUGAGAAAAAAAGAAACACAGACAAAGUGCUAUUUAAGCAGGGCGUGAAGCAGCCCUGAAAAAAACGUAAAAAAAAAGUAACAAAAUGAAUACGAAAUGAAAUAUUAUUUAUAUUUUUAGCGAUUCUCAAUUAUAAUCUAUUCCAAUUAGAUACUCGAUUGUUUCGCGAUUCUCCCUUUUCUUUUUAAACGACAUGAAAGAAAAACAAACAAACAAACAAAUUAAUCAACACAAUUUCGGCUGGUCUGAAUUUACCUUAGAAUGUAGGAUUCGACGAUUGUAAAACGCAAUAUAAAAAUCACAUGAUACGGGAGGAGGCGGGGGGGGGGGGGGGGGGAGGUUUCGAAUGGAGAACGCUCUUUGUAGGUUUUGUUUUUCCUCACGACUUCGACUCGACGCUCUCGAGUGCUUUGCGCGUUUGAGAGGAAAAUGAAGAAACUCAACAUAUUUUUUUUUUUUUUCCACCCCCGUUCAACGAGAACAGCGUUUUCUUUCGAGAUCAUUUAAAAUUUGUGUUUUCGAUGUUUACCGACGAGAAGGAUUAGCCACUCGAGAGGGUCGAAAGAGUGACAGCGAGGGAACCUCGAGAUUUGUGUAAUAGGCGAUAAAAAAAAAAAAAAAAAAAAAAAUACAAAAAUACAAGAAAAUACAAAAAAAAUGUUAUCGGACGUUCGAAUGGAAACGAAAAGGCAUAGAAAAAAUUGUUCACUGGCGCAGAUGGUAUGACACAUUGUGAUCUAUUAAAAAGAUAAAGAAAAAAAAAAGAAGAAAAAAAAUUACAAAAUAACAAAGCAUCAACAGGUAGUAAAUAUUUAAGGAUAUGUUAAAUAUUAAACUCGACAGAAACAUACAGGACACGCAUACACACACACAUACACCAACACAUUGACACAUAAAUAUGAGAGAGAUUCGAAAAUUUCUCGAUAAGUUUUCACUCGUGAGAGAGACACAAGUAAGCAUAAUAUAACUAAAGAAUGAGAAUAAUAAAUAUGACAUGAAAAAAUGAUUACACAAAACACACGAAGAAUUCUUCGAGCGUACACACUAAGCUGUACGCUUUUGAGCUCGAGCUAAAUAAAAACCGUAUAGACGA